This is a messenger RNA of Leptosia nina, 1506 nucleotides long. NCBI's taxonomy places the organism in Eukaryota, Metazoa, Arthropoda, Insecta, Lepidoptera, Pieridae. The record is from the annotation of a GenBank genome assembly.
AUGAUGAACUUAAAUAUUCUUUUCUGUGUGAUUCCGUUGUUUUUUGGCAAGAGUACACUGGGACAAAAAUCAAAGGACCCACUUCUAGAAUGCCCGUCCUUGGAAAAAGGAGAUACCUACACGCAAUCAGAAUUCCUCUCACGUCUUGCUCACGAAUGUCGUUACGACCGGCUUCUGCUGCCUACCUACCAAACUGGAGAUGUUGUCUUUGUCCAUGCUAGCGCCUACGUCUAUUUCAUUCAACCAGCUGAAGCACACGAUUUGAACUUCAAAUUGCAUUUUCUUCUGCAACUGCGCUGGACAGAUCCACGCCUCGCAUACGCUCUCUAUUCUCCAGAACGAACAAAGAUAAUCGGAGAAAGCGAUCUCAGAUCGCGAGUUUGGAUUCCACAUUUGUAUAUGUCGAACGAACAGUCGUCGAGUCUCAUGGGCACGGAUAGUAAGGACGUCUUGAUAUCGAUAGCACCAGAUGGCGAAGUCUUGUUCAGCCGUCGGAUGCAAGCUGUGCUUUACUGCUGGAUGAAUCUGCAGAAGUUCCCGUUCGAUGUCCAAAAAUGUUCUAUGAAUCUAGAAAGUUGGAAGUACAACGCAUCAAUCUUACGCCUGAUGUGGGAGAAGGAUAACCCGGUUCGGUUAUCAUCCGAAUUGCAUUUAACAGAGUAUUCUCUACUCGACUAUUGGACUAACGAGUCAGUUGUUCGAGGUGACAUCGUGAACAUGAGAUUGGGAGGAGGUAGAUCGGGAAACUACAGUGCUUUGAAGUUUACUUUCAAACUGGGCCGAGAAGUCGGCUACUAUCUUAUGGACUAUUUCAUCCCAUCAAUGAUGAUAGUUGCUAUGUCAUGGGUGACGUUUUGGUUACAAGCAGAUGCUUCAGCGCCACGAAUAACUCUAGGUACAAGUACGAUGCUGUCAUUUAUAACACUUGCAUCAUCUCAAGCAAAGACACUGCCAAAGGUGUCUUAUAUAAAAGCAAGUGAGAUCUGGUUCUUAGCCUGCACUGGCUUUAUCUUCUCGGCUCUGGUGGAGUUUGCGUUCGUCAAUACUAUAUGGCGAAGGAAAAAAGUGGUUAAUUUGAAGAAAGUGAACAGCAAAUACAUACUCAAAAGUACACUGACUCCGCGUUUAGCACGCAAAGAGAUGCAGAAGGAACUUCAAUCCUCACCACAGCUUAGCAAGUCCAGAUCAUGUUCCUCGUUGAACCAAGAAACCAGUUCAGAUCCAGCGGGGCCAGGAUUUAAUAAUUACCUUACAGUACACAGUUUUCCAUCCGCGCUGAACUUACCCACAAUAACAACACAGAGCUACGACGAACUCGUCAGAUCGGAUAGGCGUAAUCAUAAUUGCGCCAGUGAAGGUUCAGAUGAACCACCCAAGAACCACACCUGGACGCAGAUGACCCCGCAAGAAAUCGCAACGUGGAUAGACAAGCGAUCGAGAGUGCUGUUUCCCUUACUUUUUGUAUUCUUCAAUAUAAUUUAUUGGACGUUUGUAUACUGUCUGUAG